GAUAUGCACACAUGCGCCGUUGCGUUGCGUCCCGCUGUUUCUAUCAGCGUCUCGCGCCAAUAGCGUUGCGUUUUAAGACGCGCGUCAAGUUAAAAAUAGUUUAGCUUUUAAAAAAUGCUUCUUGAGAUCCCCCACGCUUUACGAAUCGACGUCGCGCACUAGCAAUGUCGCCCGUUUUGUUGAUUAUAUCAGGAGCGUUGUAGAUGGUCGCGUCGCGUCCAGUGUACAUGGGUUGUAGGAUGAUGAGGCGUGGGGAGGGUUCGGCUGGCCAAUGCGCCAAUAGACGCCAAUGGCUUGAAAAGCCGCUUCUGUGCGCAUGAUAGUAUGAAGACGCUGAGACUCUCAGACGCGUAGAGAUUUCACACAGCUGUGAUUGCGAAAAUAUUCCGUAUAUCUGAUAAUAAAUGGACGGACCAGGAGCAGAAGCAUUCGCGGUCCACUUGUCACCGAGGGAGAGCAAUUAUUGGAAAUAAUGGGGAAUACAACACCCAAACCACUGAUAGAUGCCAGCCUACAGCAUCGCCCGGUGGCCAGUCGGCAGUACUGCACAGUUUCCAACAGUGGAGCAGAGCGCCGCACAUCUGCCCCUCCAAUCAGCAUCGACUCUCCCCGUUUUCACCCUCACGCCAAGGGCAAAAACAUCCGGCUGGACACACAGCUGCGCCGGGCCAUCCGGAAGAACAGUUUCUGCAACGGCAUCACCUUCAGCCAGCGUCCUGUGCGUCUGUAUGAGAAGGUGCGCUUGCACCUCUCAGGAGUCCACACAGGCUGGAGCGGGGCUCUCCGCUUCGGUUUCACAAGCUUAGACCCUGGCGAGCUUGGCUUAGCUGACAUCCCCAAAUAUGCUUGUCCAGACCUGGUGACACGGCCAGGAUUCUGGGCCAAGGCUCUGCCUGAACGGCUGGCCAUGCGGGACAAUGUUCUGGCCUUCUGGGCUGACCGACACGGACGGGUCUUCUACAGCAUCAAUGACGGCGAGCCCAUCCUCUUCCACUGCGGUCUGAGUGUUGCCUGUCCGCUCUGGGCCAUCAUAGACAUCUAUGGAAUCACACAGGAAGUUACAUUGCUGGAGAGCACGUUUGCUGAGAGCGUGGGCGCCAGCUGUCUGAGCGCUGCUCGACUCAGCGCCUAUCUGCCCCAGAGCAACCACGACUCGGCCAACUACAGCAACAACCAGCUAGAGACCAACCAGGCCGCGGCGGCAAAGAUUGCCACGCUACAGCUAGGCAGCUACAACCAGCUCAUCCCCUGCUGCUCCACCUCCUCCACGCCCUCUUCCUCCAUCCACAGGGCCGUCCGCGGCCUCUCCUCGCCCCUCGACACCGACCUGCACUUUCACCCAGUGCGAGGCCCUGACGUGGUUCUCUCCAAUGAUCGCACCGUCGCGUGUACCCACUUUCUGGACAGCAGCAGGACUCUGAUGUUCAGCGACAGGCCCGUCCGGGUGGGCGAAACUCUGUACGUGGAGGUGGGCCAUCUGGGCUUGCCUUACUUUGGGGCUCUUCUCUUUGGUAUGACCUCUUGUGAUCCUGGCACCCUCAGUGCUGGGGAUCUGCCAGCGGACCCAGAGGUGCUUCUGGACCGUAAGGAGUACUGGGUGGUGUACAGGGGUUUUCCUGUGCCAGCGGCGGGCGACGUGCUCAGCUUUACCUUUCUGCCUAAUGGGGAGGUCCAUCACGGGGUCAACGGAGGGGCGCGUGGGCGUCUCCUGUGUGUCGACUCUUCUCAGGUUCUGUGGGCCUUCUUCACACUCCAUGGGGCCGUGAACCGACUCAGGAUAUUAGGAACUGUUCAGGCCAGCCCACCCACCUCCCCGUCAGUGUCUCAAGGAUCAACGCCUGAUGACAGUGACUCUGAUCUGGCUUUCAGUGUCAACAGAUCCUCAUCAGCAUCUGAGUCGUCUCUGGUGACAGCUCCCAGUUCUCCUCUCAGUCCUCCGGUCUCACCGACUCUCUCCUCGUCAGACGCGCCUCUGGGCAGCAAGAGCAGCGAGUGCACCGUGUGCUUCGAUCAGGAGGUGGACACCGUCAUCUACACGUGUGGACACAUGUGUUUGUGUAACGACUGCGGACUGAGGCUCAAGAGACAGAUCAAUGCGUGCUGUCCGAUCUGUCGGAGACCCAUAAAGGACGUCAUAAAAACCUACAGACCAUGAAGGACUAGAACAUUUUCUAUCAAAUGAUUCAAAACUCGGUAGCUGUGGUUGAAUAUCUGGACUAAACUUGUAUUUGAGCCUGUGUAUGUAGCUUUGAUUUGUGUAGCAUUAAGCUCUUGUCCGUAUUUCUCCCACCUGAUAUUUUAAACGCAGAUCAUCUGAAGCCAAAUGUAAUUGAUUUAUGGUUGAUGAGGAUUAACAAAGGUUAAUCUCGAUUCUGAUCAGAUACUUCUAGUGCCUUUAACGUUGUUCCUAAAGCAGCACCUAAUGGAUUAGACAAUCAUAUCUGAGUAUGAAUUAAGAAGUAAUUCAGAGGGACCUCAAGAUAAAAAGGAAAGAAUGUUUUAAUGUGCAAGCGAUUAAUACACAGGGCUACAAAUAUGAUUUUAUAUGCUGUUUUAAAGUUUGAUAUUCUGAUUGCUGUGUUAAAGUGAAGAAAGAUUUGCAUCAUGACAGUUGAAGGGUUUGGAGAUUUGUUGCACUUAUAACUAGAGGUAAACUCAGCACUAAAACACAUCGGCCCCUCUGAAGUCAUUUCAGAUGUGGAUCUGGACGACUGCAUCUUAAUUCAGAACAAAAAUACUUUGUUUAUAUUAUAGAGUGAUGUGGUAUUGUAUUGUAUUUAAUGUCAGAUUUUGUCAAAAUCUGUCAUUUUCUUCUUACCUUGACAUUUUGUCCAGUGAGCAGUAUAACAAACAACAGGUUUAUUCUUUACAGUAAUCAUUUUUGUCUGUUUCUGGACUGUAAACAAAACAGGCUAGAAAAGCUAAAAUACUGCUGCGAAAUUAUUGUAGAAAUUGCAAUCAAUGCUAUUAUUGAUCAAUCCAGUGGAUAUCACACAUUCAUCAGGGGACAUUAUGCUUAAUAAUAAUAUUGAAAUAAAUGGUGGUGAUGAUGGGAGAAAUUAUGUAAAACUAUUUACAUAAAUACAAGUACUCAUGUAAUGGACCAUAUACUACCAUCUAUUAAUCAUCACUGUACGUUUUCUACCAAAUGUAACAAGGAAAAUCUGCCAGUGAUGACACAAGUGUUCAGUGAUAAAAUAUAUGGUUGAAUUUGAGUUUCAUAUUGUCAAUAAAACUGGCCACAGUUC
This is a messenger RNA of Ctenopharyngodon idella (grass carp), 3248 nucleotides long. It is a transcript of the gene neurl1b, whose product is annotated as neuralized E3 ubiquitin protein ligase 1B. Gene Ontology annotation, biological process: ubiquitin-dependent endocytosis. Lineage: Eukaryota; Metazoa; Chordata; Actinopteri; Cypriniformes; Xenocyprididae. The record is from RefSeq and is a predicted model, not a curated record. Bases 473 to 2155 code for a protein of 560 amino acids. The transcript is spliced from 5 exons. Gene Ontology annotation, molecular function: ubiquitin protein ligase activity. Gene Ontology annotation, cellular component: early endosome.